CAGCAGAGCAGCUGAUUUAGCCCGUGUUUGUGUUUACGUCUCGCGUUUUGCACAGGAUCGGCGGCGAUGCAGCGGCUGUUGCAGUCGUCGGCGCCGCUGUCGGCGCCGCCGGACAAGGCCACGCUCUGCAAGCUGCGGGAAAAGAGCGCCGACACGUUGAGCAAGUGCGAGAAGGCGCUCGAGAACUGCGCCAAUGACAACGCCAAGGUGGUACCUUGAGGACCGCGAGCAAUACCCGCCGGUGAUCAGCGGCUCUCCCUGGCGGUGCAAGGUCUUUUAAGAAUAAAAAAGGUUCGCGGAGAGUAUUAUUUGUGCUCGGUGAAUAAUUCCGCUGGCGAGGAGACGGUGCAGGUGGCGCCGACAAUGCCGCCAGCCCCAGCAUCAGGUCGUCGACGUCAGAAAGGCGGCCGUGUUCAGACACGUGAGCGUAGCCAUUGCGUGAGGAGGUCGCUGGUUGGAUUGGAGGUUGCCGUUGUUUGGUGUGGAGAAAUGGACACCCUGGGCAGCGACUCGGAGGUGGAGCAGCAGCACCGCGACUCCUCGUCGUCGUCCGAGACGUCAGUGUCGAGCGGCCGCAAGUCGUACCCUUCGCUGAAGGGUCAGGUGCGCACCUCCAGCCACUACAAGCUAACAAUUCCCCGACCUGGCAUCAGGUGUCUUGGCGUCGAAGCGGGCGUCGGGCCGCUUCUCCGACUCGCAGCUGAAAGCCGAGCGCCACUUCGCCUCUCACCUCGACAGGGACACCACCUUCCAAACCAACGUCCGGCCAUUGUCUGAGAUUCGCUACCCCCUCCCGUACUUAAAUAAAAUUUUUUACUGACAAAAAUCUCGAAUUUUCUUUAUUUUAUCAACCGAAUUAACCCGCUAUUCUUUUAAUUAAUAAUAAUCAAACAUCUCGGCUGCGCUGCUGCAACACUCCCUCUCGCAGCUGCUUCAGUUUUGGGAUUGUUUUAUACGAAUUUUUAGAAUUUGGAAUAAAAUUUGAGAA
Molecule: messenger RNA, 988 nt
Organism: Cloeon dipterum
Lineage: Eukaryota; Metazoa; Arthropoda; Insecta; Ephemeroptera; Baetidae
Exons: 5
Coding region: 364-777 (137 amino acids)
Source: RefSeq, a predicted model, not a curated record